AUGAAGUCGAUCAGUGCCGUCCUCAUUGCCCUUCUGGCUGCCUCUGUCUCUGCGGGCCCCGUCGUUACCACCGUGACCAUCGCCCUGGCCAACGACCAAACUGGUGCCCAGGGAAGUGCCGCCAUCCCCGCCGACGGCAGCGAACAGAGCAUCUCCGCACUCUACGGAGGUACCGGAGUCGGUUCCGGUGGAGUCGUCAAGGCCUCGUCGGCGCAAUUGACCAACUUCCAGGCGAACACCAACUGCGUGAUCACGAAAUACGGAUCGGUUCUGGCCACCCUGAACUCCCGGAACACCUAUGUGGACUUGGAUGGAAACCCGAGUGCUGCGCAGCCGGUGGAUCUGAGUGCUGCCAGCGUCAAAUGCCAUCACAAUGCAGCCCACAGAGAAACCUUAUCUGGCGGCCAAAGUCAUCCGAGGGCCAUGACUUUCCUGUCCGUCUCCGGAUCCGAGUCCCCGGACAUCUCCUCCGUUGCUCAACCGAGGCAUCAAGGUACUAGUAUGCCGUCAACAGUCAGCACAAAACAAGCAUCAGUUCACUCCGUAAUGCACAAGCAACUACUAGUUCGGCUUAUAUUUCUUGACCUAAAUAUCCCACCUUGCGACCAACUGAUCAACAAGUGGAUGGACUGCUCUCAGCUAAUCCUUGCUUUGUUUGUAGCUCUGCAGCUCCGCAGCGGCGGCUCCAGACCCUUGCAGGUGCCGCUCUCAACCAAGGAUCCGAUGAUGAACAUAUCAGAACCUUAUCUGAGGUUGAGGCAUAGACCUCACGUCAACCCCAUACCUUAUAUACUUCCUAUCACAUCUCGCCAUGGAACCCUACCCCUCAUCCUUGAACCACGCAAUGACCAAACAACCACCAUGAACACCACCACCACCACAGCUAUAGCAUCCUACUACACCCUCCCCCGCGCAGACAGCUACACCGCGAUAUCCCUCAUCUCCAUCUCCACCUUCACCUGUCUCCUGCUCUACUACCUCAUCUUCGACCUCUCCUUCUUCACAACAACAUCCACAUCCACAUCCACAAAACCCCGCCCUCUAGCAAUCCCAACCACCACCCUCCUAACAACAACAACCACCACCCUCCUAACAACAACAACCACCACCCUCCUCUCCAGCACCUUCUGCAUCCUCCUCCUCUUCCACCACACCCGCACACCCACCCGCAUCGCCUCAGCCAUCCUCUUCGUCCUCACCACCACAACAGCCAGCAUCACUAACACCCUCCUCCUCUACUUCUCCCUCCCACUAAUAACAAUCCACCAACGCCCUCAAGCCCACUUCCAGCUCCGGAUUCAACGAAUCCUCCUCUACGUCAUAAUAGCAACCAUCCUACUCUUCCAACUCCCCCACGUGAUCGUCGCUCCCGCCGCAGCCACCCUCUACAAAGACGGCCACUGGACGCACGCAGUCACAAUCCUCUCGCGGAUCUCCGUCACGGCGUACUGCACGCGAGAAAUACUCCUCCUGGCUGUCUAUACCUGGGGUGUGAUCAAAUACCUCCGCCCUGUUAUACACCACUUCCACUAUGAAUCAACCCACCAAGACAGACAACGAAUCCUCUCCACCCUCCUCAUAGCAGGCUGCAUCUCCCUCAUCCUCAACAUAGCCAACAUCGUGGCCGUGUAUACUGUUAACAACGCCGCAGCGAUGGCUUUCUUCCCCUUCGUGGUUAGUACCAAGGUGCUCGUUGAGGGUGUGGCGGUGGGGAGGCUCGUCGGGUUUGUUGGUGCGUCGCGACAGCCGAGGUGUGUGUAUUCGAUUCAUGGGGGUGGUGGUGGUGGUGACUCGAGGAGGGGGAGUGCGCAGCCGCUUAUUACUUCUACUUAUUCUUCUGCGUCGACUAUGUCUGGGGUUCUGGGGGUUGUGGAGACGAAGGAUAGUGUUGGUAGUGACCGGGAUGAAAGUCCUGGGGGUGUCCAGGGGAGGGAUAAAGAGUGGUGGUAUACUAGGAACAGGAUUGGGUCUGUCGAUACGAUUGUGUCUGUGGCGGAGCCGCCGCUGGUUCAUUCGGUGGGCCAUUUGGUGCAGGAGAUGCCGGAUUUAGAGGGUGGUGCUGGUGCUGGUAUAUAUUGUGAUACUAUUAAGGAGUUUUACAUUGGAUGUUUGGGGUAA
Molecule: messenger RNA, 2118 nt
Organism: Aspergillus welwitschiae
Lineage: Eukaryota; Fungi; Ascomycota; Eurotiomycetes; Eurotiales; Aspergillaceae
Exons: 7
Coding region: 1-2118 (705 amino acids)
Source: RefSeq, a predicted model, not a curated record